This is a messenger RNA of Clunio marinus, 462 nucleotides long. NCBI's taxonomy places the organism in Eukaryota, Metazoa, Arthropoda, Insecta, Diptera, Chironomidae. The record is from the annotation of a GenBank genome assembly.
AUGUGGGUAAAGGAGUCUAAUUAUCAAUUAAAACUUGCAAAUCAAAUUUUCUUGUUCGUCAAUAUCUUCAUGAGUAUCGCAUGGAUCUUGUCUUGCUUCAUUCUAUUUUACUUCCAAUCAUCAUUCCUUCUGGAACUAAAUUUUCCUUUAAUAUGCUUUGCUAUUGGGUUCCCUAUGGAAACUUUAAGAUUAUAUUUAGGAUAUUCUGGAAAUAUCAAAAACAAUGUUCUUGAUAUUGCCGGAUUUCUUAUCCUCACAACUUUCAUCGAGCUUCCAAUUCACAUCUAUCUUUUAAUAUCACUUCAAGAUAUGUUACAUCGAAUUGGUUUUAUAAUUCAAUGUGCACAACUUAUUCUACUGCCGUUUGAAAUUGUUUUGAAUUUUAUAAUUCUUCGCUACUCAUUGCAUGAAAGAAAUCUACAAUUUCAAAUGAUGUACUCAAAUGACAUUAAAAUGCAAUAA